Messenger RNA from Polyodon spathula (Mississippi paddlefish), 1229 nucleotides. RefSeq names its product peptidyl-prolyl cis-trans isomerase-like 3. The transcript is spliced from 7 exons. Gene Ontology annotation, molecular function: peptidyl-prolyl cis-trans isomerase activity. NCBI's taxonomy places the organism in Eukaryota, Metazoa, Chordata, Actinopteri, Acipenseriformes, Polyodontidae. Bases 681 to 1166 code for a protein of 161 amino acids. Gene Ontology annotation, cellular component: catalytic step 2 spliceosome. Gene Ontology annotation, biological process: protein peptidyl-prolyl isomerization; protein folding. The record is from RefSeq and is a predicted model, not a curated record.
UUUGUAUAUUUUAAUGAGCAUUUCAAGAUAAAUGCAAUGUUGGCACGUAAAACGUGUCCAGUGAUAUCAGCACGUUUCGGACUACAGUCCUCCUUCAGUUAGAUGAAAAAAAUCAGUGCGGUAGACGUGCUGUUUUUUAUUAUAAACACGUUGUUUCAAAGGGAAAGUUCUGGAGGAUGAUGACAUGAUGAUUUCAGACAGAAUAGAAUGCGAAUUCCAAAGUGGCAGUUUGAAAAUCAAUCAGCGUUAUUUUUGCAUCCUGACUGCAUGUGUCCCAAGCAGUGAUUUAUCCAACAAAUUGCGAUGUCGUAUGGCGUGAUGUUGUGUUAUACAGAGAUGUUCCACGAAGCGAUCAGCUAAACGACGUAUUGUUUCUCCUUUGUUCAGUUUGUUACACUUCGCGCAACCAAUGCAGUAUACUAUUCCUUUACUGGUGCGAGUAAAAGUAUCCUGGAUAGAAAAUGAAGAUUUUACCCCUUUGAUUACUAUGCUGCGGAUGGUUAAGUGACACAGCGCGACCUGUUGCAUGGAAAUGUGCUCUAAAUUCCCAUAAUACACGGUCUAUUUACAUUUCUCUACAACGGAACACUUGCCUGUUUUGUCUGUGGUGUUGGGUAGGAAUUAUUUAGGUGUAACAGCCACGGCACCUGGUCUGGAUAUUUGGAUAUUUCGUUUCCAGAAUGGCAGUGACGUUGCACUCAGAUUUGGGAGAUAUUAAAAUCGAACUUUUCUGUGAACGAACGCCAAAAGCAUGUGAGAAUUUUCUAGCACUCUGUGCCAGUGGAUUCUACAAUGGCUGCAUUUUCCACCGGAACAUCAAAGGAUUUAUGGUACAGACAGGCGAUCCCACAGGUACUGGGAAAGGUGGAACCAGCAUUUGGGGACGGAAAUUUGAAGAUGAAUAUAGUGAACAUCUUAAGCAUAAUGUCAGAGGAGUGGUGUCCAUGGCAAACAACGGCCCAAAUACCAACGCUUCUCAGUUUUUCAUCACGUAUGGCAAACAGCCUCAUCUUGACAUGAAAUACACAAUAUUUGGAAAGGUGAUAGAUGGAUUGGAAACGUUAGAUGAGUUAGAGAAGCUUCCAGUCAAUGAAAAGACAUUCCGUCCGUUGAAUGAAGUUCGCAUUAAGGAUGUCACUAUGCAUGCUAACCCAUUCGCAGCCUAGCGUCUUCCAGUGGGUGCUUUAGAAACCGCUGUGCAAUGCUUUUACUGUCAAGGAAACAUCUAC